AUGGCUGGUGCAGUUUCGGAUUCUCCAACCAACAAACGACCGCUUAUGACGGAGACAGCGACGAAAGAAGGUAAACGUAUCCCAGUGACCCUGCUUUCGGGAUUCCUGGGAAGUGGCAAGACUACUUUACUGCAACACAUCCUUAAGAACAAAGACCAUGCUUUGCGCGUGGCGGUUAUCGUCAAUGAUAUGGGAGAGCUUAACAUCGAUGCCAAUCUCGUGGCUUCCACUGGUGUUCUUCAACGCGAGGAGCAGCUUGUACGCCUUGAAAAUGGAUGUAUCUGUUGUACUCUUCGCGUCGACCUGCUUGAACAGAUUGCUCGCAUCGCACAACAAGGUGAAGUUGAUUAUAUAGUGAUCGAGAGUUCUGGAAUCAGUGAACCUAUGCAAGUAGCCGAGACGUUUGAGUUUGAGCUACCUGAAGGCGCUGAGGAAGAAGUGAAGGUCCAAUCGUCAGUACCUUCAAACAGUUCAAAGCGUUCUCGUACAGAAUCUGGAACGUCGUCGGAUAACGAUACCGGUGCUAUCAGUUCCUUGCCCUCGGCCUCGGCAGGAAUUCGAACCGUUCAGCUUGAUGAGCUACUUGUGCGUAACGGUGAGACAUUACCCCUGCUACGAGAUAUUGCGCUACUCGACACGUGCGUGACGGUUGUAGAUGCUGCUACUUUUUUUCACGUUUUCGAUGACCCGCGUAUGCUAGCCGACGUUGAGGCGAACCGCAGUCAGCUUCCUGAGGGUGAUACACGUACGAUCACUGACCUAUUGAUCGAUCAAAUCGAAUUUGCAGACAUCAUCUUGCUCAAUAAGACUGACUUGGUUUCUUCAAAAGACUUGGAAGCGAUUGAAAAGGUCUUGCGUCGUCUUAACUCGUACGCUAAAAUUGAGCGCACGAUCAAAGGCCGAGUGAACCCCAAAAUGAUAAUUGGCACUGAUCUCUUUUCGUUCGAGCGCGCGUCUCAACAAACGGGUUGGCUCGAGUCACUUUCAAUUCCACACACACCUGAGACCGUUGAGUACGGCAUUGGGUCUUUCUUGUAUAAAGCUUCACGUCCGUUCCAUCCUGCUCGGUUGACCGGUAUUAUACAGGAUGAGUUUGUUAUUGUCGAGUCUCCAACGCUUCCUCCCUUUCCUUCUGACGACGAUGAUAGUCAUGACCAUGACCAGAACGAAGCCGAAGAGGAGGAGGGCGAGACUGCCGACGCGGAGGCAGAUGAAGAAAUGAAUCCUGAAGAAGAUGGUGAACCUCUUGAUAAGCAAGAAAUUGCUAAACGCUUGGAAACAAAGCAAAACGGCUUAUUUAAAAACCUAUUGCGAAGCAAAGGCGUGUUUUGGCUCGGAACUCGACCAUACAAUUACGCAACGUGGUCGCAGGCAGGUUUGUACAUCACCUUGUCAAACGGCGGUAUGUGGAUAUCUGCUAUUCCCGAGGAUGAACGUACGCGUACGAUGAAGGAAUUGCCUAACUACAAUGAGCUCAUGGCGCGUGAGUUUGGUGAUCGCGCUCAAGAACUUGUGUUCAUUGGUCGAUUUUCACAAGAAGAUGAUGAGAUUGCCAAGAUCCGCGCAGCACUAGACUCCUGCUUACUAACAGAUGAAGAAAUGAAACAGUACCAGGCUAAAGAUUUUGAGGAGUGGGAAGAUCCUUUCGAACCAUGGGAGUACUACACUUUCGAAGACGAAGAUGUUUCUAAGUAA
Messenger RNA from Plasmopara halstedii, 1695 nucleotides. RefSeq names its product Cobalamin synthesis protein. NCBI's taxonomy places the organism in Eukaryota, Oomycota, Peronosporomycetes, Peronosporales, Peronosporaceae. The record is from RefSeq and is a predicted model, not a curated record. The transcript has a single exon. Bases 1 to 1695 code for a protein of 564 amino acids.